UAAGUGAGAAUGAUUGUUUAUAACGUAUCCUUGAAGUGGAUGUGUGGGUAGCAAUUCCUUUCCUCUUACGCCUGUUUUUCGAAAAAUAAACAAAAACCACGCUCAGAAUGAUUUUGUUAUGACGCUUUGAAGAUACCGCGUGUAUGGAUCUGUUUUUAUUGAGUCAUUACAUUAAAUGAAGGAGAAAGCUGAUAUCUAUAUUUAUAUAUAGACACCCCGUGCGGGCCCCUGCUGCAUUCUCUUUUACACAUGCUGUUCGGCGAUUUCUCUGAUAAGUAAGUCCCACAGCGCCUCACUACAGGAGGGAUCCUACAUCAUAUUCCUAGUCAAUCUGGCAUCUUACAAGCGAGAGAAUAAUUACUUUACAUUUAUAUCAAAGCCAGGGAUAAGAGAUAAACUUUGUUUAUUAAGGGAAUACCGUCUUUCUAUUGAAGCGUGUUUUAAUAUUUAUAAAUACUUCUGAACCUUGAGGCGAUCAACAAAAUCACGCACGUUUUUUAAAAACGAAUUUGGACAAAAAGGCAGCUCAAGUGCAUAUUUCAGGUGGACAGUAACAAUGGCGCAAGUUGAACUUCCACGAUUGACGGAGGGGUACCUCGGUCCCCAGGCCAAAUUUUACCCCUACGGAUUGACCACUCUAUCCCACCCAGAUCCUGUUAUUCAUUCGGACACUAACCAAGUGGAAAUUGUCAUAGGAACAACCGAGAAAACGAGAUUCACCACCAAACUUUUAGGCGUGGAUCCAAAGGGAGAGUGUAACCAAUUUGUGCUUACGCAAAUCCAGGGAUCCGAGUACCAUUUCACAAUUGCUGUGCCUAGAACGGGAUUCUUUAAAUUUCAGAUCUAUGCUUUACCUAAUUCUGAAGCUGGGCCAAACAUGAUCAAUGUCUACAACUACCUGUUAAAUAUCCAGAAAGUGGACAGAUAUGUGGAAUCGUUCCCAAAACAGUAUCCUCUUUGGAAACAGGAAGGGUGCUACCUUUAUGAACCGCUUAUGCUUAUGAAAGGUAUUAAAGAACCGUCCGUUAAAUUCCGGUUCUUGGUCCCGAAGGCCGUGGAUGUUCAGCUCAAGGUUCACGAAGAUUGGAUCAAGAUGGAUCAAGUUGAACCGAAUAUAUACGAGGCUUAUGUAGACUUCAGUGUUGGCUACCCUGCUGGUGCCAAAGUCAAACUUAACGUCAAAUCGGGACGGAGUCACAAAUUUGACACUUUACUGGAAUAUACCAUCUAAGUGUUUGAUUAAACGUUUGUUGAUAUUUUUUUCUCAGUUCGCUCUUUCUUGCGAUAUUAUUGUUGUUUGAUAUCUGUGCCAUGUUUUGAAGACAUUCGUAAACGUUUGAUGCGUACUUUUCAAAUUAAGAAAAAAUGUUUCCAUUAAGAGCUGAGCCUUUUGUUUUUGGAGAUGACAAGAAAUGAAAUUCGUUUAUUUUUAAUGUGUCA
Saccostrea cuccullata (small rock oyster) is the source of this 1440-nucleotide messenger RNA. RefSeq names its product kyphoscoliosis peptidase-like. The transcript has a single exon. NCBI's taxonomy places the organism in Eukaryota, Metazoa, Mollusca, Bivalvia, Ostreida, Ostreidae. The record is from RefSeq and is a predicted model, not a curated record. The coding region runs from base 557 to 1231 and encodes 224 amino acids.